Molecule: messenger RNA, 1340 nt
Organism: Thamnophis elegans (Western terrestrial garter snake)
Lineage: Eukaryota; Metazoa; Chordata; Lepidosauria; Squamata; Natricidae
Product: cadherin-1-like
Exons: 9
Coding region: 90-1214 (374 amino acids)
Biological process (GO): homophilic cell-cell adhesion; cell-cell junction assembly; calcium-dependent cell-cell adhesion
Cellular component (GO): adherens junction; plasma membrane; catenin complex
Molecular function (GO): cadherin binding; calcium ion binding; hydroxyisourate hydrolase activity
Source: RefSeq, a predicted model, not a curated record
UAAAAUGCUAACAGAAACAGAAACUUCUGCCCUGAGAUUGUACCCACCUGCUGGCCACUUGGCCCCACGGAGAGCAGAGGAAGAGGACGAUGGGCUGCCUGGGGAUCCUGCUGCUGCUUUGCCUCACCUUCCUCCUUCAGGAGACCCCUCCAUCUGCUCAGGCGGAGGAGCUGUACUUCCCACGGUCUUCGUCUGGCCUGAGGCGGCAAAAGAGAGACUGGGUCAUCCCGCCGAUUAUUUGCUGGGAGAAUGAGAGGGGCCCUUUCCCCAAGAAGCUGGUGGCGAUCAAGUCCAGCAAAGAGAAAGAGGACACCGUCUACUACAGCAUCACUGGGCAGGGGGCCGAUAUCCCUCCAGUCGGCACCUUCACCAUCGAGAGGGAGACCGGCUGGCUGAUGGUGACUCGCCCGCUGGACAGGGAGACGAUUCCCCGCUACCAGCUCUUUUGCCAUGCGGUGUUGGCCAAUGGCCAGACGGCAGAGGACCCCAUGGAGGUGAUCAUCAACAUUAGUGACCAGAAUGACAACCGUCCCAUCUUCACGCAGAGCGUCUUCCGAGGGUCCGUGGAAGAGGGAGCGAAGCCAGGAAUGUCGGUGAUGACAGUGACGGCCACGGAUGCAGACGAUGCCGUAGACUCCUAUAAUGGGGUCGUCACUUACUCCAUCCUCAGCCAGGAACCGGAGCCAGACAGACGGAUGUUUACCAUCAAUAACGGAACUGGCCUGAUCAGCGUGGUUGUGUCAGGUCUGGACCGAGAGAAAGCCCCCAAGUACACCCUGAUUGUGCAAGCUGCGGAUAUGAUGGGCCAGGGCCUUUCCACCACUGCAACCGCAGUGAUCCAGGUUGCCAGUCCCAGCGAGGGCCACCACACAUCCCUGAGCGUCCAUGCACUGAACGUGCUCACUGGCCUUCCUGCCACCGGCCUGGCCGUCCACCUCUCUCGGCUCCCAGCCCCCAACCAGGCCUGGAUGGAACUAAUGACCAGCGCAACCAGCACGGACGGGCGCAUGGAUAGGAGCCAGUUGGCCUCCCUGCCGCUGGAAAGUGGCACCUACAAGCUGCGCUUUGCCACCGGAGAGUACUGGCAGCAACAGGGCCUCACCAGCUUCUACCCUUACGUGGAAGUGGUCUUCACCCUCACGGGGGCCGAAGAAAAGGUGCACAUCCCGCUGCUGCUCAGCCCCUAUUCCUACGUGACCUACCGGGGGAACUAGUGCGAGAGGCGCGGCUUCCCUCCGGAGGGCUGCUUUGGGAUCCGGGACCGCCCCCGAGGCCAGCUGUGAGGCCGGCUCAGGCUGUCCUCUGAGGAAACCCAAGACUAAUAAAGGAUCUACCUUGAA